Raphanus sativus (radish) is the source of this 2146-nucleotide messenger RNA. RefSeq names its product ABC transporter F family member 1. The record is from RefSeq and is a predicted model, not a curated record. Lineage: Eukaryota; Viridiplantae; Streptophyta; Magnoliopsida; Brassicales; Brassicaceae. Gene Ontology annotation, molecular function: ATP binding; ATP hydrolysis activity.
ACGUGACACUCUCAAAAAAGUAUCAUCUCCUAUAAAAGAAGGUAUAAAUACCAAUCCUUCCGCCUCGCGCCGCGUCCAACAUAAACCAUCUCUCUAACCCUAAUCUCUGCCGUUUACUCUGAAACCCUAGAUCUCUCGAUCUCCCCUCACCCCACAGGUGAGAGCUUCGAAGAUGGUGUCUGACGCUAGCAAGAAGAAGGCUGCACAGAAGAAAGCCGCCGCCGCCGCCAAAAGAGGCGGUAAAGCUGCAGCCGCAGCUUCUUCCAAAUCCGCCGGUACUUCCUCCAACGGAGUUGAUAGCUUGUCCAGUGGUGUCGACGCUCUUCAGAUAUCUGACCGGACCUGUACCGGAAACUUCUGCUCCCAACCACAGUCUAGAGAUAUUAGGAUUGAGCCUUUGUCUGUCACGUUUCAUGGUCAUGACCUGAUUGUUGAUUCGAUGUUGGAGCUUAACUAUGGAAGACGUUAUGGUCUGCUUGGGUUGAAUGGUUGUGGAAAGUCCACUCUUUUAACCGCUAUUGGGCUUAGGGAGUCGCUGAUUCCUGACCACAUGGAUAUCUAUCAUCUCUCCCAUGAGAUUGAAGCUACUGACAUGACUUCACUUGAGGCUGUUAUGAGCUGUGAUGAGGAGAGGUUGAAGUUGGAGAAGGAGGUUGAAGCUCUUGUUGAGCAGGAUGAUGGAGGCGGAGAGCGUCUUGAUACUAUCUAUGAUAGGUUGGAAGCCAUGGAUGCUGCAACCGCAGAGAAGCGUGCUGCUGAGAUUAUGUUUGGUCUUGGUUUCGACAAGGAGAUGCAGGCUAAGAAGACGAAAGAUUUCUCUGGUGGAUGGAAGAUGAGGAUUGCGUUGGCGAGAGCGCUUUUCAUAAUGCCAACGAUCCUUUUGCUUGAUGAGCCGACAAAUUAUUUGGCUUGUGUCUGGUUAGAGGAGAGUCUGAAGAAUUUUGACCGUAUCCUUGUUGUGGUAUCCCACUCACAAGAUUUCUUGAAUGGAGUCUGUACAAAUAUCAUCCACAUGCAAAGCAAGCAGCUCAAGUACUACACUGGUAACUUUGAUCAGUAUUGCCAGACCCGUUCUGAGCUUGAAGAGAACCAGAUGAAGCAGUACAAGUGGGAGCAGGAGCAGAUUUCCAACAUGAAGGAGUACAUUGCCCGGUUCGGUCACGUCGGCCUCACGGAAAAGGUGGCCAGAGACAGUGUUCUCGUCUUCCAUUUUGCUAAUGUUGGGAAACUUCCACCGCUAGUGCUUCAGUUUGUUGAAGUCUCUUUUGGGUACACACCAUACUACCUCAUAUACAAGAACAUCGACUUUAGUGUUGAUUUGGACUCGAGGGUCGCCCUUGUUGGACCCAAUGGAGCAGGGAAGAGUACACUUUUGAAGCUCAUGACUGGUGAAUUGCACCCGAGUGAAGGAAUGGUGCGUCGUCACAACCACUUGAAGAUUGCUUAGUACCAUCAGCAUCUGGCUGAGAAGCUAGACCUGGAAAUGCAUGCGCUUCUCUACAUGAUGCACGAGUUCCCAGGCAACGAGGAGGAGAAGAUGAGAGCUGCGAUUGGUAGGUUCGGUCUAACUGGUAAAGCUCAGGUAAUGCCGAUGAAGAAUCUGUCUGACGGGCAGAGGAGCCGUGUGAUCUUCGCAUGGUUGGCUUAUAAGCAGCCUAACAUGCUUCUGUUGGAUGAGCCAACUAACCAUUUGGAUAUUGAGACAAUAGACUCUCUGGCCGAGGCGUUGAACGAGUGGGAUGGUGGUUUGGUUCUGGUGAGUCAUGACUUCAGGCUGAUCAACCAAGUGGCUCAUGAGAUAUGGGUGCGUGAGAAACAGUGCAUCACCAAAUGGAACGGUGACAUUAUGAACUUUAAGAAGCACCUCAAGGCUAAGGCUGGACUUGAUAAUUGAAGAUAAAGUCCAAGUCUUAUCUCCUCUUAAUUGGGUCAUGCCGAGAGAGUGAGAGGGAGUUUGUUUUUGAUGAUGGUUUUGGGAAUGGUUUUUAACGAGUUCUAAAGCCACAUCUGUGAUAGAGAGAGAGGGACACCAUUAUUAUCAUUGUUGCACUUUUUUAAUUGUUUUUGAACGAAGAAACAGAGAGAUGGAUUGGUGGUAUUGUAUGAUUUUUUGACGAUUUUAUGUUAUUUAUUUAAUUUUAUCAAA